This is a messenger RNA of Thunnus maccoyii (southern bluefin tuna), 5101 nucleotides long. It is a transcript of the gene bicdl1, whose product is annotated as BICD family like cargo adaptor 1. The record is from RefSeq and is a predicted model, not a curated record. Gene Ontology annotation, biological process: Golgi to secretory granule transport; vesicle transport along microtubule. Bases 426 to 2270 code for a protein of 614 amino acids. NCBI's taxonomy places the organism in Eukaryota, Metazoa, Chordata, Actinopteri, Scombriformes, Scombridae. The transcript has 10 exons.
CUGGCAGAUGCCUCUGGUGUAACAGGCCGAUCAUUAUGGAGGAACCGGGACCCUGCGACGGGAGGGACCCUGACCGACCGACCGCUGCGGAGUGCCCAUCAAGGCGGUUUAUACCAGGAUAAAAACAUUUUGUGUGUCUGAUAGUUAAAAGCCAGUCAGUGAGCUACAGAGGAGACGGUGUUUGCCGGGGAUUCAAUCAGAGCCAGAGCCGCGGCUGGUCGGUAAACGAGGAGAGGGCGACGUUAGGAAACUGGAAAGACAGCAGUUUUCAGUCUAACUGGAUCCAGCUCGGAAUAGCGAGAGCGAUGGAUGAACUGUCGAUUACAAGUCGGUCUGGUCAGCCCAACCCAGUCAGAGCAGGGUGGGUUCUUCCGGAGUGAAAUCAGUCGGCUCUUAUCUGUUGGCUUCUCCUCCGCCGGGCGGCGAUGUCCGCUUUCUGCCUAGACCUGCAGACGUCUGCCGUGGUUUCAGCACCACUGGAGCUGGACAGCGACUGCAUGGAGCCCCGGACCAGCCCCGCCGCUCAGGAGCCCGGCGGCUUUCAGGGUCACCCGCUGCGGCACACCGGCUCCGGAGGCCUCGGCAUGGCCUUGGAGGAGGAACUGGCCAUGCUCACAGGGGAGCGGGAUGGCGAGGAGGAGCUGUCGGACCUAGAGGCGCCUGCGGUGGGGCAUAACGCAGACUUACUGUCGCUCUUCCGUCAAAAGGAAAAAGACUUGGUUUUAGCCGCUAAACUCGGCAAAGCGCUGCUGGAGAGAAACCAAGACUUGACCAAGCAAUAUGAGAAAAUGCACAAAGAUCUCAGUGAGAAAUUAGAGCAUUUGGAGCAAGAGAAGCAUGAAUUGCGUCGGCGUCUUGAAAGUCGAGAGGGGGAGUGGGAGGGCCGUGUGGCUGAGCUGGAGACAGACGUGCAGCAGCUGCAGGGUGAGCUGGAACGACACCAGGUCCAGCUGAGAGAGGCUGACAGGGACAAGACCAAGGCCAUCAGCGAGCUCUCUGAACAGAACCAUAGACUGCUGGAGCAACUCAGUAAGGCUGCAGAGGUGGAGAGGCAGCUGUCCACUCAGGUCCAUUCAUUACGGGAUGACUUCAGGGAGAAGAGUAUGUCUACAAGCCAGCACAUGACACGACUAGAAACUCUACAGGCUGAGAUUAAGAUGCUGUCAGAGAGGAAGAUGGAGCUGGAGCGUCGGGUGCAUGCAAUGCUGGAGGAGAACGAGCUGCUGCAGAAUACAGUGGAUGACCUCAGAGAAAGGACGCUGGUGUUUGAGAAGCAGUGUCACGAGAAGGACCUACAGUUGCGUCAGAGCCAGCUGGAGCUCCAGGAGGUUCAGGUGUCCCACAGACAGCUGACCGCUCGGCUGGAGGAGCUGACGGAGGAGCACAGCCUCCAAAGCCUCACACCCCACCCAUCCAGUCUGCUCUGUGAGAUAGAGCAGAGCAUGGAGCAGGAGGAGCAGGAGCAAGAAAGGGAGCAGCUGCGUCUUCAGCUGUGGGAGGCCUACUGUGAGGUCCGCUCGCUCUGCUCCCAUCUCCGGGGAAACGACGUCACAGACUCGGCCUUGUCCACAGACUCUUCCAUGGACGAGUCCUCGGAGACGUCCUCAGCCAAGGAUGUGCCUACUGGGAGCCUCCACACCAGCCUGCUUGAGCUACGGAGGUUGACACAGAAUCUGCUGGACGGCAACGAGUCCACGGGCUCGCGGCGCAGCGAUGAGGAAGCUCUGGAGGAGCAGGUGAGGAAGCUGGGAGAAGAAAUGAGAGAAGUCAGAGAGCUGUACGAAGCCGAGCAGGACAAAACACGCAGCAAUGAAGAGGAGCUGCUACAGCUGCACAAUCAGAUGGCGCUGCUCUCUGUAGAGAUGUGCUCUCUCCAGGAGGAGAAUGAGCGCAUGAGGGUGAUGGCUGAAGUCCGAGAACCCAGUGAGCAGCUCCAGAGUGCAAUUAGAGACCGAGAUGACGCCAUAGCCAAGAAGAAAGCGGUGGAGAUGGAGCUGGCCAAGUGUAAAAUAGACAUCAUGUCUCUGAAUGGCCAGCUCCUGGAUGCCAUCCAGCAAAAGCUCAACUUGUCGCAGCAGCUGGAGGCCUGGCAGGAUGAUAUGCACAGAGUGAUUGACCAGCAGCUGAUGGACAAGCAGCAGGACGAGUGGCGCUCCGCCCCAUCCUCCCUGUCAGGGUCAUCGAGGGCCCACAGCGGUCAGUCCUCCAGACGAGCUCACCGCAUCUCCGACCGGGACAGGAGACUUUUCUCUUUUUUCAAAAAGAACUGAGCCCUGUUGGACAAGCCCUGAGCAGCACAGCAGACAGACAAGAGACAGACAAGGCGAGGGAGAAGGAGGGAAUGACAUCACAGUACAGGGGUAACAACACAGCCAAAGAUGGGCAGUGGCACACACACUGAAGUUUUUUUUUUGUUUUUUUUUUGGGGGGGGGGGGUCAUUUUUGCACUUUAUCUGUCCCAUUACUCUUCUUCUUACUGGUUCAUUGGUGACUGCUGACAAUGAGAGAUAGAAAUAUAAGAAUAGGACUUCCCCAGAGGCUUUGGCUUCAGCCCCUCUCUUAGAAAGGUGGUCUUACAGAUCAAGAACAGGGUCACAAAGUUUACCUCCAAAGAGGAAGGUUUCCUUGUAGUGCCUACGAACCAUCUCUACUACCCCACUGCCAACUCUGUAGAGAGGGAACACUAUGUACUAACUCUUACUGUAUGCAUCCCAGUUAUCAGGCCAAGGAGUCUGGGGAAAGACAGGGGAUAUAUGGGACACAGCAGGAUCAUGGGAACAGAUGAGGAUAGCAUGACAGAGUUGUGUACCAGAAUAUGAUGAGACAUAGCAGAAUGAUGAGCAUCAUCUUGGUACGGAGCAGUGAUGCUGCAACCAACCCAUAUGUGAUCUCUCAGGUUUAUUCAUUUGUUCAGGGGAUGUUCACAACAUGAGGCCACAGCUGGAUUUAUCACACAGUGUACUGUAUAUCUGACAAAACAAGUGACAAAAAGAAUGCUUAUUUCUUAUUGACAUUUAGGCAGUAUGUCAUUUUACAGUGAGGAUUUACCAAAGUUUACCACCCAAAUGUCCAGUCAAAGUGAGAAAAGGAAACUAUUAAAGGGGCUCUCCAGUGAUUUACUCACAUAAAGUUGAGGGACUCACAAAAGAUUAAAGCUGCACUGACACAAUAUUUUAUAUUAACAAUGUAUCAAAUGAGUAUAUGUAGUGUGAAAGGGGUCGCUCGUAGUAACACACCCACUGAAAAUUGUUACCCAACUCUACAGCUCCCCUUAGCUCUACACAGCAUUUUAGCAUUUAUUUGCUUAUUGUUUUAACUUUACAACUUUAACUUCACUGUUUUGGCUCACAUCAUUCUUAACAACCUGGUUUACAGUAGCUGUUUUCAUUGAAAAAGCUCUCAUAAACCUACUGUUCACUACCUGCUCAGUUAAAAAUGGCAGACAGACAGUUAGCGACUAGCUGGUGAGCAUGGUGCAGCAUUUACCAGCUAAAGAACCAGAAAUAGAUGGAGAGACAAUAUUGGACUUAAAAUUUGUUUGUCCGAAUUAAUGAUAAUGUUGCUUCAUGUCUGCUUGAUGUGUAAAAAGACAAUUGCCAUAACAAGAAAAACCAUCAAUGCAGCCUUAAAAAAAUGUAAAAAUUGAAGCAGCAGAUGCAUUUUAGGCUCCUAAUAUCAAGCUCCUAAAACAUUGGAUCCUACAUUUCCCCUAAUGCCUGAUAAAGUUUCAUUAGACCCUCCCUGAGAUCCACCAGGCCUUCAUGUUCAUCUCCAACAUGUGAAUAAAUCUUUGGGUGGCUGAAGUUAGCGAUAGCAUCUGUCCAGUAUUAUUUUUCUACAAUUCACAUUAUAUUUAACAUUUAAAACAUAUCAUUUUUCCGAGGAAAAAGAACUGUCCAACAUCGUCCACAUGAUGUCAAUCAUCUUCCUAGUUGACCAAAAUUUAAAAAUGUUUACAUCAGCGUGAGAAGGAGGGAGAGCUGUAAAAUGCUCAUGAGAUCUCCAAAUUAAUCAAUCUGUUUCUCAACAAUAACCUGUUGAAUUUCAUAUCAUCAAAAGACAUGUAGGUGUUAAGACACUCCACACGUCCUCUGCUGUGGUCAACAACUGAGUUGCUUUGGUUAAACACUAAUAGAAAAAGGUCUACCUCCAUUCUCAUUGCUUCAAUACUUCACAGGCACUUUGAUUUCUUAGCUGUCGGGCUUCCGUUUAGGUGACAUAUCUGUGACUCCAUUGGUAAUACAGUAUGUGCUGACCUGAAAUCUCUGAGCAUGAAUGACUUACAGCGUGGCACAGUGAUGUCUCAUGUCUGUCUGUGUUUGAACUCAUGUCUAAUGCAGCUGUGCAAACCUAUGCAGAUGUCUUCUUGUCAUCUCAGCUGGUUGUUGGGAAGGAUCAACCCAAAGAAUGAUUUUUUAUUAAAAAAAAAAAAGUCGAAAUAGGUUUGGAUGAAAUCGAUAUAUUUAUAAGAAAAAAUGCAUAACUUUUGGAUGAAAACCUUUUUUUAGAAAGAAAUAUACCUGUACAUUGUUAUUUGUAGUUUUUUUUCCAUGUGUGUCCUAACUGUGAGCAGGAAUUCUUCUGGUGACUCAGACAUUAUCAUUCAUGUUUAUUUGACUGUUCAGGGGUGGCAUGCAGUAGAGCUGGCAAGAGCUACAUGAGCAACCAAAUUAUUCACCAAUGUGUUGGGUAAUAUACCUGAAAGGACACGAGAAGCUUCAUUAAUCUCAAUUAUUAAUCCAAGAGUGCCCGAUAAAUUGCAAAUUCAUCAUUAAGUUCAGAUCAGACAGUUCUUGGCAUCAUAUCCUGAUAAGUCAGCCUUUAUAAAGGGUUUAUAAGAUGUGAAUAAUGGCUUUAUUAAUGGUUAAAAAAGGGUUUACCAAUGCUUCAUAGAUCAAUUGUAAGCCAUUUAUAAACUGUAUAUAAACAGUUAAUAAAUGCUUUACAACAUACUAUGAUGUAGUUAUAAACAGAUGUAAGUGUUUAUUAAUGUAUAACUCCUCCUGUGGGAACCCAUAAAUAAAGGGUGGUAUGUAAAUAUAUUUUAUAUUGAAUGACAAUAUAGUAAAACACAGUUGUAAUAAUAUAAAAUAUGUCUUCA